Molecule: messenger RNA, 465 nt
Organism: Rangifer tarandus platyrhynchus (Svalbard reindeer)
Lineage: Eukaryota; Metazoa; Chordata; Mammalia; Artiodactyla; Cervidae
Source: the annotation of a GenBank genome assembly
AUGGAAGGUGGUGCCAGACAUAAGAAGUUGGGAAAUGACUCCUGCUCGUUGUUGCUCCCGGAGCAGUUCGGAUCUAAUGUCGGUUCCCUGUCAGGACCCGCUGUGCUGGGGCCUGAACUGUUCCCCGGGUGCCGGUUCCAUGCCCUGCUCCUGGGCCUGGUGGCCGCAGUGGCUGGAGGAAGUGUCUGGCUCUGCCCACAGGACCUGCAGGACUACAACGGUGAGCUGCAGGCUGCCCUGCAAGGCCUGCAGGCACAGAUGGCCCCGAGCCUGCACAGCCACCUGCCCCUGGGACUCGGCCUGGCAGGCACUGUCACGUUUGUGGGUGAUUCCACCCCAGCGAGUAUAGAUCCAGAGAUCAUGCUGGAGCAGCUGAAGGAGCAUUACCAAGAACUGAGGAUCCAGCUGGAGACCCAGAAUCGAGUUGGAAAAGCUUUCCGAAGAAAACACGCUUUUGAAAAAUGA